AAGUAAUUUAAAGGAGAAAAAUUAAUUGGCAAAAUUUUGGAAUCAGUUUAAUGCAAACAUGAAUGUAUAUCUGAUAAUCUAUCCACCUCAUAAAUCAGGACGGCUGGGACGACUCUGGGAAAUGCUGCGUGCAAGGUUCCAUCAGCCCAGCCAUCACAUCCGACGCAGAAAUUAACAAUUUGAAUCCAAAUCUUUGGAAAUCAGAAAAUAACCCACAUGAUGAAUCCGAUCCCUAGCCAGAAACCCUAACCAGCUAGGUUCAAUCAUUACUGGGAAAAGUUAAAAAAAUAAAUAAAAAGAAGUUAGAAAACAGGAAGACAGGAAGGAGAAGAGGAGGGGGGUGGUGGGCAUUAAUGGAGUAGUUGUGGUGUCAUUCGUGAGGGAUUUGAACUACAAAAUGAACAGAGGAAAGGUAAGCAAUUAAAGCAUGGUGGGGUUGGGGGGAAAAGGGUUAAUUGCGGAAGGGGAAGAAGUAAUGAUGGAGAAGAGUUCAAAGUUGUAACGCGAGACAUGAAGAAGGAAAUUACAGAGAAGGUCUCGGUUACAAUUCUUGUUGGAGGGAAAAGAAAAGAAACAGAAGAGAAAUUUAGGGAAGAAGGUUCCUCUUGAAUUCUGGUCAAACUCAGACACCGUAAUCCUUUCUUCUAGAACUACAACCGACCCAACUCCCUCCCUCUCUCUCUCCCUCUCUCUCUCUUCAGCUUCUCCGUAUGACUUUUCUGAAUUUUUUAUGGGUUUUGUCUUUGAUUUGUUGUCGUCGCCACCCAUUACGACUCUUCCUCAUUUCUUGCAUUCGCCGCCCUCUCUCUCUCUUCUCCCUCUCUCUGAGCUUGCCAUCAUGCCUUUGACUUAGAAUUCUCUCCCUCUCUCUCUUCCCCCGAGCAUACAAAUCCUUUACAGCCAUGGCAGCCCGAGAAACGGAAGAGCCGGCAAGAAUUUUCUCUCGCACUUUCUCUCUCUCUCUAGAAUGUCUUGUAGGACACGGAAAUAAGUUCUAACAGCCCAUAAUAGCUCUCACUCUCGAUCGUAUCUGGGCUGCAGCUCUUUUCGUAGCUAGUUUUUUUUCUCACAAACUGUUAAAGAAGCAGAAGAAGAAGAACUGAAGCGAAGUAGCAGUUUUUGUUCCCCUGUUCUAGCUCUGGGCUUUGUAUGUUCUGGUAAUUACCGUUGCCAUAAUUUUCGUAGUUUAUUUUCUGAUCAGUCUGCGUAUUCAUGAAAUUGUUGAAUGCUGAUUUUGUGCUGCUCAAGAGGCCUCUGAUCACCAGAUCAUGGCCUCAGAGCGGCCUCUUUUGAUUCCUUCACCUCGAACCCCAUAUACCCAAGAUCUUCCCUAUACACCUGUUGGUGCUCCGUCAAAGCCCAUCUCUGGCGACCCCAAAUCGCUUUCUGGGAUGGAUUCAAAUAACCCAAAACUUGAUAGUUCCUCAAUUCACGAAUCCACCUUCAAAUCCUCAUCCCAGCGAAGCAUUUCGUCAAUUCAAUCGAGAACCUCCGGCGGAAGUUCCGUUCGAGAGGUCAGUUUUGGAGAUUUGAUAUCGAAGCCCGUGAGGUAUGGGUCAAGGGGGGGCGGUUCCGAAGCACUUAGCGUGUCUCAGAAGGAGAUUAACGAUGAGGAUGCAAGGUUGAUCUAUAUAAGUGAUCCUGGAAAAACAAAUGAGAGGUUUGAAUUUUCAGGGAAUUCGAUUCGGACGGGAAAAUAUUCAAUCCUCACAUUCUUGCCUCGCAAUCUCUUUGAGCAAUUUCAUAGAGUUGCAUACAUAUAUUUCCUUGUGAUUGCUGUCCUGAAUCAACUCCCUCAGCUUGCGGUGUUUGGGCGGGGCAUUUCAAUUUUGCCUUUAGCUUUUGUCCUAAUUGUUACUGCAGUUAAGGAUGCAUAUGAGGACUGGAGGCGGCACCGGUCUGACCGAAUCGAAAACAACAGAUUGGCAUCGGUGCUGGUUGAUGAUCAGUUUCAACAGAAAAGAUGGAAGGAGAUUCGGGCCGGGGAAAUCAUUAAAGUUUCUGCAAAUGAGACUCUUCCUUGUGAUAUGGCGUUGCUCUCCACCAGUGACCCAACCGGGGUUGCUUAUGUUCAGACUCUUAAUUUGGAUGGGGAAUCAAAUUUGAAGACUCGGUAUGCAAAGCAGGAGACCAUUUCAAAGAUGCCUGAGAAGGAGAACAUUACUGGGCUGAUCAAGUGUGAGAAACCCAAUAGGAAUAUAUAUGGAUUUCAGGCAAACAUGGAGAUUGAUGGGAAACGGGUGUCGCUUGGACCUUCUAAUAUUAUUCUUCGAGGCUGUGAGGUAAAAAACACUGCUUGGGCAAUCGGGGUUGCAGUGUACUGUGGUCAAGAAACCAAGGUCAUGCUUAAUAGCUCCGGAGCCCCAUCUAAGAGGAGCCGACUUGAGACAAGGAUGAAUCGUGAGAUUAUUUUCCUCUCUCUCUUUCUUGUUGUUUUGUGUACGGUAGUCUCCAUCUGUGCCGGAGUUUGGUUGAGGCGCCAUAGGGAUGAGUUAGAUAUCAUGCCUUACUACAGGAGAAAGGAUUACUCUGAGAAAGAGGUGGAUAAUUAUAACUAUUAUGGGUGGGGUUUGGAAAUACUCUUUACGUUUCUCAUGUCAGUCAUUGUGUUCCAAGUCAUGAUACCUAUUUCUUUGUACAUAUCUAUGGAGCUUGUCCGGGUUGGUCAGGCUUAUUUUAUGAUCCGAGAUAACCGAAUGUUUGAUGAGACCUCAAAUUCAAGAUUUCAGUGCAGGGCUUUGAAUAUAAAUGAAGAUUUAGGACAAAUAAAGUAUGUAUUUUCGGAUAAAACAGGUACACUGACUGAAAAUAAGAUGGAAUUCCAAUGUGCAAGCAUUGGGGGAGUGGACUACAGUAGCGAGAAGGCCAGUUUGCAAGGGGAGCAAAUUGGAUAUUCUAGUCAAGUAGAUGGGCAGGUUUUGAGACCAAAGAUGAAGGUGAAGACUGAUCCAGAACUUCUUCAACUAUCAACAAGUGGAAAGCAAACUAAGGAAGGCGGAUGCGUUAAUGAUUUUUUACUUGCAUUGGCAGCCUGCAAUACAAUUGUGCCUCUCAUCAUAGACACGCCUGAUUCUAAUGAGAGAUUGAUAGAUUAUCAAGGUGAGUCCCCAGACGAACAAGCAUUGGUUUAUGCUGCUGCCGCCUAUGGAUAUAUGCUCAUAGAACGAACCUCUGGCCACAUAGUUAUUGAUGUUCAAGGAGAAAGACAAAGGUUCAAUGUUUUAGGUUUGCAUGAAUUCGACAGCGACCGGAAGAGGAUGUCAGUUAUACUGGGAUGUCCUGACAGCACUGUGAAAGUCUUUGUGAAAGGUGCUGAUACAUCCAUGUUCAGUGUGACGAAUAGAUCUUCUAAGUUGAACAUAAUACGGGCAACUGAGGCCCAUUUGCACACGUAUUCCUCUCAGGGUUUGAGAACACUUGUUAUUGGAAUGCGGGAACUGAGUAAUUCAGAAUUUGAGCAAUGGCAUGUUUCUUAUGAGGCAGCGAACACUGCUUUAAUGGGGAGGGCAUCUUUGCUUCGCAAGGUUGCUAGCAAUCUAGAAAACAAUCUGAGCAUAUUGGGUGCAUCUGGAAUUGAAGAUAAACUGCAGCAAGGAGUGCCAAAAGCAAUAGAGUCUUUGAGAAUAGCGGGGAUUAGAGUGUGGGUUUUGACUGGGGAUAAACAAGAAACUGCCAUAUCAAUUGGGUAUUCUUCACAGCUCUUAACAAGCAAGAUGACCCAGAUUAUAAUUAACAGCAACUCUAGACAGUCAUGUAGAAAGAUUUUGGAAGAUGCCAUGGUUAUGUGCAAGAAGAUCACAACCAUGUCCAGUGGGACGCAAAAUGGAGAAAGCUCUGGAGCUGGUGUAACUUCAAUUGCACUCAUUAUUGAUGGCACCAGCCUUGUCCAUAUUCUUGACUCUGAUUUGGAAGAACAGCUGUUUCAGUUAGCCUGUAAGUGCUCUGUGGUGUUAUGUUGCCGAGUGGCUCCAUUACAAAAAGCUGGAAUUGUUGCCCUUGUAAAGAAAAGGACAGAUGACAUGACCCUCGCCAUUGGGGAUGGUGCUAAUGAUGUUUCAAUGAUACAAAUGGCUGAUGUGGGUAUUGGUAUCAGUGGCCAAGAGGGUCGACAAGCUGUCAUGGCAUCAGAUUUUGCAAUGGGCCAGUUCAGAUUCUUAGUUCCCCUUCUAUUGGUCCAUGGACAUUGGAAUUACCAGCGGAUGGGCUAUAUGAUACUGUACAAUUUCUAUAGGAAUGCAGUGCUUGUUCUUGUCUUAUUCUGGUAUGUGCUGUAUACUGCUUUCACUUUGAUAACUGCGAUCACCGAUUGGAGUAGCGUGUUAUUUUCUGUAGUUUACACUUCAUUGCCAACAAUUGUAGUUGGAAUUCUCGACAAGGAUCUAAGCAGAAGGGUCCUUCUGAAGUUUCCUCAGCUUUAUGGAGUAGGGCAGAGACAAGAGUUCUACAAUGCAAGAUUGUUUUGGCUAACAAUGGCAGAUACUUUGUGGCAAAGUGCAGUUGUCUUCUUUGUCCCACUCCUUGCAUAUUGGGAUAGCGAAAUUGAUGUGUCAAGUAUAGGAGACCUUUGGAUACUAGCAGUUGUGAUUUUGGUUAAUGUGCAUUUAGCUAUGGAUGUCAUCCGCUGGAGUUGGAUUACUCAUGUAGCCAUUUGGGGAUCUAUAAUUGCAACAUUCAUCUGUGUCAUUAUCAUUGAUGCUAUUCCAACACUACCUGGCUACUGGGCCAUUUUCCAUGUUGCAAAGAAGGGGUCGUUCUGGUUCUGCUUGCUUGGGAUCCUCAUAGCAGCAGUCCUUCCUCGUUUUGUUGUAAAAGUUUUUAGUCAAUACUGUUGUCCUUCCGAUGUUCAGGUUGCAAGAGAAGCUGAAAAAUUUGGUAAUCUCAGAGAACCUGAUGUCGCAGAAAUAGAAAUGAACCUGAUCUUGGACCCUCCACGGGAGAUCACGAGGUGAUUUUGUUUGUUCCAUUUGCAUCCCCUUCUUUUUUUCUCUUGUAAAAAGAAUAUCAUAUUUUUUUUAGGCUGUUCAGAGUCUCUCUCCCAUUUUACGGAUUUUGUUUUGUUUGCUAUCCGAAGGGUAGAGAUUGUAAGUUAAGGUGGUUGCAUCGUUUAUUGUUGCAUCUCUUACGAAUCUUUAAUGUAAAUUAGCAUUAUUUACAACAGAAAGAUAUUACAAGCGAUCGAAA
This is a messenger RNA of Malania oleifera, 5181 nucleotides long. RefSeq names its product phospholipid-transporting ATPase 1. The record is from RefSeq and is a predicted model, not a curated record. Lineage: Eukaryota; Viridiplantae; Streptophyta; Magnoliopsida; Santalales; Ximeniaceae. Bases 1269 to 4949 code for a protein of 1226 amino acids. Gene Ontology annotation, cellular component: plasma membrane. Gene Ontology annotation, molecular function: magnesium ion binding; ATP binding; ATPase-coupled intramembrane lipid carrier activity. The transcript has 7 exons. Gene Ontology annotation, biological process: phospholipid translocation.